Molecule: messenger RNA, 945 nt
Organism: Lolium rigidum
Lineage: Eukaryota; Viridiplantae; Streptophyta; Magnoliopsida; Poales; Poaceae
Product: coatomer subunit zeta-2
Exons: 7
Coding region: 145-693 (182 amino acids)
Biological process (GO): intracellular protein transport; intra-Golgi vesicle-mediated transport; retrograde vesicle-mediated transport, Golgi to endoplasmic reticulum
Cellular component (GO): COPI vesicle coat
Source: RefSeq, a predicted model, not a curated record
ACUUGCCUUUCUCUAAACUCGGCUGUUGCAUCUCAGAUCUCGCGGGCACCAACAAACCAGAGCUUUCCCACUCUCCUACUCGGACUCUCUGAAAUCUCCCAGGAAAAAGAGCUUGGAAGGAGCUGGGGAGGUGGAGAGGAGGCCAUGGGGGAAUUCUCCAAGGCGUCUUGCCCUUCUGUGAAGAACAUUUUGCUACUUGACUCAGAGGGGAAGCGUGUUGCCGUGAAGUACUUCUCAGAUGAUUGGCCAAGUAAUGCAUCAAGGUUGACCUUUGAAAAGUCUGUUUUCACUAAAACUUUGAAGACAAAUGCACGCUCUGAAGCUGAGAUAACAUUACUUGAUGGCUAUAUUAUCGUCUACAAGUUUGUGCACGACCUUCACUUUUUCGUCACUGCCGGAGAUGACGAGAAUGAGCUCAUCAUAUCAAAUGUACUACAGGGUUUUGCUGAUUCUGUUGGUCUUCUACUUAGGGGUGAUGUUGAGAAGAGGACUGCACUUGAGAACUUGGACUUGAUACUUCUCUGCAUUGAUGAGAUUAUUGAUGGCGGCAUAAUUCUUGAGACAGAUGCAAACACCAUCGCUGGUAAGGUUGCGACCAAUGCUGCCGACGGUUCAGUCCCUUUCUCUGAGCAGACGAUAUCUCAAGCUCUGGCCACAGCUAGGGAACACUUUGCAAGAUCUCUUCUCAAAUGAACGACCAGCACUUUUUUUUUCACUUGUUAUUACAACUUGUGUGAGCUCAGGUUGGGCUACUGUAUGUUAUGUUGGGCCUGGUAGUUGUUACUCACCCUGAGCUGCAGUGCAAUUGUGGCAGACAGAAGUAAUUAAAUGUGACUGGAUACUCCUCAGAUGCUAUGUAAUUCUUUCUCAUUCGUCAAGUGUCAUGUAUCUUACAUUUUCCGGAAGUAUAGAGGAAAAUAAAGGCUGUCUUUAUCCGCUCUCCAA